ACGGCUUUCUCGUUCAUCAGGAGUCCAAAGUCUCUCUUCUUUUACAGCAGCACUUUAACCACCUCUAGCAAAAAGAACUCUAUUUAAGUCUUCAGGUAUACGUAGUCUAGACUAAAACUGAGGCAGUAUACUUCAAAUUUAUCUUUUGAUAGAUAAUAGCUAGAAUAGAUAGUAAUCUAUUAAUUGUAUACUUAAAACAUUCCACUUUAGUCUGAAGAAGUAUUCAGUUAGUAUACGUCCUACUCUACACCUCCAUCCAUGGAAAGCAUAGAGCCCAUCCUGUCAAUUGUUAAAGGCAUCUAUGAUCACGUUGAGGGGGUGAAGGCCAAUGAAAAGCGCAGUAGGCGUAUUUGUGAGCGAGUCAAAGCCUUGGAGAAGAUCAUUCGUUCCAUUCAAACUCCAAAAAAAGUUUUCGAAACUGAGAAUGUGAAGAACAUCAUCAAGGAUCUCACAGUCACUCUAAAUGCAACAAAGAAUCUCCUGGAAAAACAUGCAGAUUCAAACUGGAUGAAACGCGCCAUUAAAAAGGGUUACUAUGAAGAAGAGUUCAACCAUGUGAAUGAAAGGCUCAACGAUGCCUUCCAGGCCCUAAGUUUAGCUCUGAACAUAGAGCAUGAAGACGCAAUCUGCAAAGUUUUUGAUAAGGUCACUCAACAGAUGGAGGAUGAAGAAGACAAGAAGAAGGAUGAGGAGGAGCUGCUGGAUAAGAUGACAUCAUUGCAGAAUGAUGUAGCUGAAAUUCUUUCUCUCUUGAAAACGCAAAAAAUGCCUUAUGACAAAAUUCGGAAGAUAAAACUUUCAGAGCUAAAAUUUAUCCCAGACAUCCCCAAAAAACCAUUCAUGACAACGGAGUCUGCGGAGGUCUUCAUGGGAGAGUUUCAAGGGUUUCCUGUUGCCAUCAAGAAGUACCUGAAGACGGGUCAAGUAUCAAGCUCAGAGGUGGAAACAAUUUUCAAAAAGGAAACUGAUACGAUGAAUCGCUUUCAGUCACCCAACAUCCUGCGUCUGUUUGGGAUCUGCAUCAUUAAUGAAAACUCUCCACAGCCGGAGUUCCUGGUCGUCAUGGAGUACUGUGAAAAAGGAAGCCUUCGGCAAGUUCUGGACUCGGACUGUGAACUAUCCUGGACCAGGAAAGCUCGCAUGUGUCUUGAUGUGGCACAGGGAAUCUAUAGGCUGCACCAAGCAGAGCAAAACUUCAAGGUUCAUGGAAGCAUCAGCAGCAACAAAUUGCUGGUGGAUGAAGCCUACAGAGUCAAGCUGGGAGGCUUUGAGCUUUCAAAAACAGAGACAUCACUUCAAAGGUCGGUGAAAAAAACCGCACUGGAGUCAACUCUGUGCUAUGGCGCCCCUGAAAUGCUGGAUAACCUCAACAAGAAAUUCACCAAGGAGUGUGAGAUCUACAGCAUCGGGAUUGUUCUCUGGGAAAUUGCAACUCGGAAGAAACCAUUUGAAGGUUUAAAAGAAGACCUCAUUUAUCAAAAAGUGUGGACAGAAAAAUACCAGGAGCCGCUUCCAACUGAUUGCCCUGAAAAUCUGCAACAGAUGAUCAUCGCCUGCCGGGCUCACGAACCCUUUGACAGACCAUCAGCUGGUGUGCUCAUGGAUAAACUGCGCUUAGUGGUGGCCCAGUUGGAGGAGUGACAGUCAGAGGAAUCAAACAUGCAGCUCAGAGCUCUGUUCAGGGUGUUCUAGAGCUUUUUAUCUUUGUAUUUUGAACAUGUACAUGUGCUUACUACACAAAGGGAAUAGCUUCACACGAAUUAAAAAUUCUAAACCAGGGGUGCUCAUUACUGCGAUCAGGAUCGACCGGUUGGUCUUCAAGGACAUGAAGGUAGAUCGCAGGCCAGUAAAGAUAAAUAACCAAAGAAAUAUGCAUAUGUAUUUCAAAAAAAUCCGUCAGCGAAUCAAAAUCCUCAGCCAAUCGAACAUCCUCUAAGGCCCAGAUCGCCCCGCAUGCGUCCUCGAUCUGGAGUCGCCCCUUCUGACCCAGCUGUCCUGCCAUGGUGCCUCCUGCCGGCUGCACAGUUCCCAGCAGAUGGAUCUGAGCUCACUAAGGCAGUUGUGUUUUCCUGUUGCGCGCGCUUCUCGAGCGCUGCCCACGGAGCCAGCCACGCUUUAGAAAUGCCAUGCUCCCCCCAUUGCAUGGUUUACAUUAGAGCAUAAAACGCGAUAGUCACUGCUUUCUGAUUUUGUAAUAAAACGCCUCAUCUGUUAACGCAAAA
Molecule: messenger RNA, 2222 nt
Organism: Oryzias latipes (Japanese medaka)
Lineage: Eukaryota; Metazoa; Chordata; Actinopteri; Beloniformes; Adrianichthyidae
Product: mixed lineage kinase domain-like protein
Biological process (GO): cell surface receptor signaling pathway; protein phosphorylation; necroptotic signaling pathway
Molecular function (GO): protein kinase activity; ATP binding
Source: RefSeq, a predicted model, not a curated record